UAACAAUGUUGGAUACAAUGCGAACGCUGCAGUUUCAUUGGUUUAUCAUUACAGAAAAGGCGUGGUUAAAUCUAGUUGAUUCUGUUGAUUAUGAAACGUCAACGUCAUCGAUACAUAAGACGUCAAAUGGUGGCUGAAACCUAUGACAUUGCAGUAGGCUUUCGAUUAUUUGCAAAGACGUAGCUAGGCUGGCAUAUUUUUCACAAUGAAAGGGUGAGAGAUUGGCUAUCGAACAUUCAGAAUGGCCGGCGCCCGCGCCUUCGGCUUCAAGGAAUGUCGGAAGAUUGGAGGCUCUCAAAUAAGAAAUCUUCUCAAUGCAAAAGAUUUCUUCCUUUUCGAUUGCGAUGGCGUGAUAUGGCACGGAGAAAAGGCAAUAACUGGUGCGCCUAAGGUGGUGAGUUCUUUGAUCAAACACGGCAAAAACGUGUUUUUCGUUACAAACAAUUGCACUAGGCCACGUGAGAAUUACGUGAACAAAUUCUACCGUCUGGGCUUUACUGAUGUAAUGCAAGAGCAGAUAUUCAGCUCAUCGUAUUGUUCGGCGCUUUACCUGAGAGAUGUCGCUAAGGUGCAAGGUAAGGUGUUUGUCAUCGGCGGAGAGGGAGUGCGUAAUGAACUGUUAGAGGCUGGCAUUCCUUUCGUUGGUGAUGAAGACGCGCCUGACGGCACUAUAUUUAACUGUGCAUUGGCCUCAGAUGUCAAAGCGGUCCUUGUUGGACAUGAUGACAAUUUUACCUUCCUUAAAUUGGCCAAAGCCUCCUGCUAUCUGCGGGAUCCAAACUGUCUGUUUUUGGCCACUGAUGUGGACCCCUGGCACCCGCUGCAAGAUGGAAGGAUAUUACCAGGUUCUGGGUGUCUGACAGCAGCGCUGGAGGUGGCCACAGGUCGGAAGGCCAUGGUGAUAGGCAAGCCCAGCCCCUUCAUGUUUGAGUGUAUCUCCAGCCAGUUCAGAGUGGACCCAGCCCAGUGCCUGAUGGUGGGUGACCGCCUGGAGACAGACAUGCUGUUUGGGGCCAACUGUGGCCUGGAUACCAUGCUUACACUCACAGGGAUCUCUCAGAUGAAGACGGCCCAGGAGUACAGAGACAGUGAUCACUCCACAAACCAUAACUUUGUGCCAGACUAUGUAGUGGAUACUAUUGCUGACUUCUUACCUGCUUUUGAGGACUGACUUUGUUUCAGAUGGUGGUGUUGUCGGUUCACCAGUGUUGAGGGACUCCGCUGUUAUAACUCCGACUGUUCAAAGUAUUACUGAGGUUAUGUUUAAGAAAAACAGUUGUAGGAUCAUGAGUGAAAUGUUACUUCUAUAUUCCAGUAUUGGUUGUAAGAACUACUCAUCCCAGGUAAUGCCGUUUGUUAACAGAAAAGGUUCUAGCAAUCAGAGGUCUCAAUAAUGUUGACAUGUUUGGCAGUGCAUUUAGGCCUACUGUAAAUAAUCCAAUGUAUUUUUGUUGUGACGUGUAUAGUGGUGUAAACAUGUUAUGCUGUUUGUGUUCCAGAUAUCCCUUAUGGGUUUUAUAAGAACAUGUGAAAAUCCAUAUUUCUGAAUGGCCUGUGACUGUUGCAGACUAGCACAUUGAUAUGCAAGAUACAAUGAUGGCUUGAGGCAAUCAAUGCACAAAUAGUAUUGGAGAACACUUGAAGAAAGUUGAUAAUUACAGUCUUUUCAAUGUUUUAUGAUCUUGUAAGUCAUCUAAUACAACUGGUGCCAGUACUAUUGUCAGCUGAACUAUCCCUGUUGUGAAUUAUUUUGCUGGAAGACUGAAAUGUGAGAUUUUUUACAUUCAUAUUAGACUACUAAUUCCCUUGGGUGUGGUGUUUGACAUGUAUUGUCAGAUUCAAUAAAUUAUUAAUUUUGA
Molecule: messenger RNA, 1859 nt
Organism: Coregonus clupeaformis (lake whitefish)
Lineage: Eukaryota; Metazoa; Chordata; Actinopteri; Salmoniformes; Salmonidae
Product: chronophin
Exons: 2
Coding region: 242-1171 (309 amino acids)
Cellular component (GO): cytoplasm
Molecular function (GO): phosphatase activity
Source: RefSeq, a predicted model, not a curated record